UCUAAAUUCAGCACAUAUGCCAGAGGAACGCGAGCCAAAGAAGUUGUUACAGCUACAGUUGCUGGGAAUCCAUGAAUCAAAGACUUGCUCAGCUAGUUCUGUAUGUGAAAGGAAAUGGGUGUGACACUGAAGAAGCCUUUUUAAUUCUGAUUCAGGAGAUACAUAAUUAGAUGCUACUUGAUUUUGUUCCACAGAUUUUUGGCUGAGAAGGACUUGAGAGCUAAGGUUCUGUGAUCCAGAACUGGUUCCAGACUUACUCUUCUGGAAAUGAAGAGGGCCCUCCCUGUGCUUAUUUUUCCAGGAUUGGAAAUUGAAUCAGGGACCCGUUGUUGAGAAGAGAACAGUGAGCAGAAUCACAUUGACCUGGUCCUGGAAUUUGUCUGACAAUUUCUGCUUGACUGCAGGAGGUCUGAAGACUGGAAGGGGCCCCACUCAAUUGUGCUAUUUCUCUCUCUCUCUUUUUUUUUUCUUUUGAGACGGAGUCGCCCAGGCUGGAGGGCAGUGGUGCGAUCUCAGCUAACUGCAACCUCUGCCUCCUGGGUUCAAGCAGUUCUCUGCCUCAGCCUCCCAAGUAACUGGUAUUACAGGUGCCUGCCACCACUCCUGGCUAAUUUUUGCAUUUUUAGUAGAGACGGGAUUUCACCAUCUUGGCCAGGCUGAUCUUGAACUCCUGACCUUGUGAUCCACCAGCUUCAGCCUCCUAAAGUGCUGGGAUUACAGACGUGAGCCACGGCGCCCGGCCAAUUGUGCUAUUUCUCUACAGGACAAAAGGAUAUAUAAUUUGCAACAUGCCCUCCAUGUUUGAACGCAUUAGCAAAAAUUUGAUCAAAGAGAUUGGAAGCAAAGACCUGACACCUGUCAAAUACCUACUGAGUGCCACCAAAUUACGUCAGUUUGUUAUAUUACGAAAGAAGGAUUCUCGUUCAUCUAUUUGGGGACAAUCUGACUAUGUUCCAGUUGGAUUCUCCCUCAAUGAUAUCCUGGAGCCAAGUUCUUCAGUCCCAGAAACUGUUGUGACAGGACCGUUCCACUUCAGUGACGUUGUGAUCCAGAAGCAUAAGGCUGAUGUGAGUGUGAAUGUUGGUGUAGAAGUGAGUGUGUCAGGGGAGGCCUCUGUGGACCAUGGAUGCUCCCUUGAGUUUCAAAUUGUUACCAUCCCAUCUCCAAACCUGGAAGACUUUCAAAAAAGGAAACUGUUGGAUCCAGAGCCAUCAUUUCUGAAGGAGUGCCGGAGGAGAGGGGACAACCUGUACGUGGUGACAGAAGCUGUUGAACUGAUCAACAAUACUGUGCUGUACAAUAGCAGUGGUGUGAAUAUUUUAGGGAAAAUUUCUCUUUGGAUUACCUAUGGCAAGGGUCAAGGCCAAGGAGAGAGUCUCAGAGUGAAGAAGAAGGCGCUGACUCUGCAGAAGGGCAUGGUGAUGGCUUAUAAGAGAAAACAGCUGGUUAUCAAGGAGAAAGCCAUUCUCAUCUCAGAUGAUGAUGAACAGAGAACCUUUCAAGAUGAGUACAAAAUUUCCCAGAGGCUAGUCUCCUGUGCUGCGAGGAGUGAGGAGUGGCUACCAUCAUUUCAUACUAUCUCUCCAACCCUCUUCAAUGCCUCACCCAAAGAUAUGAAGUUAAAACCAGAGCUAUUUCUGAGACCGAAAUUUUUGAGAGGGCAUUUGCCAAGUGAGUGGAAUCUGGCCCUCCCCUCCCAGGACAAUCUGCACAACAAAAACUCACCUGAUUGCCUUUGGUGCUAUUACCCAAGGUCUUGGAGUCUGGCCCCUUGGGAAAAGGGCUGGAACAGAUAGAGAAGAGGGGUUCAGGGAAAGAAAGGCAGAAGGCUGGAGAAAUCCAGUCUUUGAGACUCUUUGGUGAGGAAUUUCAUUUCUCUUUUUAGAAUAUGAACAAAUUUGCAUUCUCCCAGUAGGUGAGUGUGAGUUUGCUGGAGGUGGUGGUGGGGAUCCCAUCCUGCACACAUGGGGUAAGUAGGGCAGAUUGCUCCUGCCUUGCCUUUGCCACCACUGCCCUAGGGACUGGCCCUUGGUCAUAUGGAAUGGAAAGGGUCCAGAAAGGCUGAGAACAUGGAGGGAUGAAUGGUGAUGGGGGCAGGAAGAAGUUAAGUGAGAGGGAGGAGGUGGUAGGAGAGCAGAACCCUCCAAAACAUCUCAAAAGCAAAUUUGGGGGGAAUGAGGAAGUGAGAUGAUGACUUGAUUCUCCUUCUAGGAAGAAUAGAGGAACCCUUCUGGCAAAGUAAGUAUUUAUUAAGGGGAAACCUGGGGCUUCUAGGUGUGAGCUGCAAAUCUGAGCACCUAAAUUGGUGGUUUCCAUGCAAGUCAGAAAUCUAGAUCCACUUCCAAAUUUACACUUUGCUCAUGAAACAAACACAUGUUUAUUGAGGACUUAUUGGACAACAAGCAUUAUUCUGAACUUGAAAGUUAUGGCUGUGAACCAAACAGACAUAAAUUCUUGUCUCUUUGGAGCUUCCAAUCCAGUGAUCUGUCAUCCCAAGCAGAUCACCCUGAGGGCGCCUGAUGCCUCCUGGGAGAAACAGAGGGCCCCCAACAUCCACCCCAUGGUUAAUUCUUCAUAGACUUUGAGGAUACUGGCAAAGUUGCCUGAUAAUAAGGGCAGCUUAUAUGUGCCAAGUGCCUUACAUACAUAAACUCUGUCUCUUUCUUGCUUUUUGAGAUGGGGUCUCACUAUGUUGGCCAGGCUGGUCUUGAACUCCUGGCCUCAAGCAAUCCCCCCAUCUCAGCCUCCCAAAGAGCUGGAAUUACAGGUGUGAGCAACCAUGCUUGGCCUACAUAAACUCUUUUAAUCCUCAUAGCAUCCCAUUUAACCAAUAUGGAAACUGAUUCCAGAGCACCUAAGAUUUUCGCCUCUAAAGCCCAGUGCUAGAUUUUACAGUAUUCCUGACAUGUCCUAGAAAUGACCACUUUGUCAUUAUCUUCCAUUAGUGAUGAUGUCUUUUCAAAAUCUCAAUCUCUGCUCCCAGUAUCCUAUUUCCUCUUUUCAGAAUGCUGGAUUGUCCAUCUUUUUAGCUUCUAUGACAGCUCUAUCCACAGAGCUCAAGUGUGCCAUUAGCAGAGACAAUUUUGGUUAGUAGCUGAAAGGGAUAGAAGAGUUUGGCUCAUAUUCAUGCAAACAGGCUAUCAUUUCAAGGAUGUUCUAAUCAAAUACUUGCCCCACUUUCUGGUUGGCAUUGAUGCCUGAGAGCAGAUUUCAGGCAUCUACAAGAGGAGGUUUUCCAGAAAAUAAAGACACUGGCUCAGCUCUCAAAGGACGUUCAGGAUGUCGUGUUCUAUAGUAUCCUGGCCAUGCUCGGAGACAGAGGGGCUCUACAGGACCUGAUGGACAUGCUGGAAUUGGACAGCUCAGGUCAUUUGGAUGGCCCUGGUGGUGCCAUCCUAAAGAAACUUCAACAGGAUUCAAACCAUGCAUGGUUUAACCCAAAGGACCCCAUUCUUUAUCUCCUUGAAGCCAUAAUGGUGCUGAGUGACAUCCAACACGAUUUGCUGGCCUGUUCUGUGGAGAUGAGGAUCCUGCUUCAGCAACAGGAACUGGUAAGGAGCAUCCUGGAGCCGAACUUCAGAUACCCCUGGAGCAUUCCCUUCACCCUCAAACCCGAGCUCCUUGCCCCACUCCAGAGUGAGGGUUUGGCCAUCACCUAUGGCCUGCUGGAGGAGUGUGGCCUGAGGAUGGAGCUGGAUAACCCCAGGUCAACCUGGGAUCUAGAAGCAAAGAUGCCCCUGUCUGCCCUCUAUGGGACUCUCUCAUUGCUGCAGCAGCUGGCUGAGGCCUAAGCCCUCCCUGAUGGGCAGUCAGUCCAGAGAUACUGGCCCUUGCCCAGUCUAUGCUGUGAGUGUCCUUAUGGGUGCAAGAGAGAGGGCUGUGCCUCUCUGCAUUUCCAGGUGGAGUAGAGACAGCAGUGGGUAGAGGCUUUAGGAAAUGUUUUGGGGUGGCGGAAUACUCUAUAUAUUGACAGGAGUUUAUAUAUUUGUCAAAACUCCUCAAAUAGUAUGUUAAAGACGUAAGCAUUUCACUAUGUAUAAAUUUUACUUAAAAGUAAUAAAAACAAAUCCUGACUCUA
Messenger RNA from Chlorocebus sabaeus (green monkey), 4078 nucleotides. Lineage: Eukaryota; Metazoa; Chordata; Mammalia; Primates; Cercopithecidae. The record is from RefSeq and is a predicted model, not a curated record.